Molecule: messenger RNA, 6075 nt
Organism: Podarcis raffonei (Aeolian wall lizard)
Lineage: Eukaryota; Metazoa; Chordata; Lepidosauria; Squamata; Lacertidae
Gene: RASGEF1A
Product: RasGEF domain family member 1A
Exons: 14
Coding region: 247-1722 (491 amino acids)
Biological process (GO): Ras protein signal transduction; positive regulation of GTPase activity
Cellular component (GO): plasma membrane
Molecular function (GO): guanyl-nucleotide exchange factor activity
Source: RefSeq, a predicted model, not a curated record
ACUCUUGUUCCAAAGCCAGCCGGCAGCUGUCACAUAGCGGAGGCAGCAAGCAGCCUGAGCAAAGAGUGAACCUACUCUGUCAUUUAGGAUGACUCACAGGGAAUUGGCAUUAAUCCCUCUCUUUCUUGUAGUGGACGGAGCACAGCCAAAAAGCUACACUGGACCAGAUCAAGGAGAAGGUGGCAAGAUUGAUGACAAAAACUGCAGAGGGAAAUAGCUCCAAGUCCACCUCCUAGAAAGGUCUGGAUGGCAGAACCACCGUGCAAUGCUGCUGUAAAGAAAUGUAAAGAAACUAUGCCCCAGACACCAAUAUUUUCCAGCAUGCUUGGUUCCGGAUGUAGUGGGCAGGUGCAGCCAGAUACAGGAGAGAGGAGUGGAGAUCCUGUUUAUCAAGAUGGGAGUCUCAUCUCUGGAUCACUAGAGGCCCUGAUUGAGCGCCUAGUACCCACCACAGACUAUUAUCCAGAUAGGACAUACAUCUUUACCUUCCUACUGAGUUCCCGAGUCUUCAUUCACCCCCAUGAACUCCUAGCUAAAGUGGGGCAAAUCUGCCUUAAACAGAAGCAGCAACUGGAGACUGGAGUCGACGCAGACAAGGCGAAGCUUAAGUCCUUUGCUGCCAAGAUCAUUCAGCUCCUGAAAGAAUGGACAGAAACCUUCCCCUAUGACUUCCAGGAUGAAAAAUCUAUGAAAGAGCUGAAGGAAAUUGCUCACAGGAUCACACAGUGUGAUGAGGAAAAUGGAACUGUGAAGAAGAUCAUUAGCCAGAUGACGCAGAAUCUACUGAUGACUCUUGCGGCACGCAAUCAGUACCAGGAGAUCAGAGAGAAGUUCCGCCAACCCGUGACUGACAAAGGCACGAUCCUUAAAACAAAGCCUCAGUCAUCACAGAAGGACAUACUGAGUGUUUGCUGUGACCCACUUGUCCUUGCGCAGCAACUCACACACAUUGAGCUGGAGAGGGUGAGCAACAUUUACCCCGAGGACCUCAUGCAAAUAGUCAGCCACGUGGACUCCCUGGAUAAUCACAAGUGCCGAGGCGACGUUACUAAGACUUACACUCUGGAGGCGUACGACAACUGGUUUAAUUGCCUCAGCAUGUUGGUGGCAACGGAGAUUUGUAAGGUUGUGAAGAAAAAGCAGCGGACAAGAAUAGUGGAAUUUUUCAUUGAUGUGGCAAGAGAGUGCUUCAACAUUGGAAACUUUAACUCCAUGAUGGCCAUUAUCUCGGGUAUGAACUUGAGUCCUGUUGCCCGGCUAAAGAAAACUUGGUCCAAAGUCAAAACAGCCAAAUUUGAUGUUUUAGAGCAUCACAUGGACCCAUCCAGCAACUUUUGCAAUUACCGAACAGCCCUUCAAGGAGCAGCACAGAGAUCGCAGACAGCACACAGCAGCAGGGAGAAAAUAGUCAUCCCCGUUUUCAACCUCUUCAUUAAAGAUAUCUACUUUCUGCAUAAAAUACACACCAACCACUUGCCCAACGGACAGAUAAACUUCAAGAAGUUCUGGGAAGUUUCAAGGCAAAUCCACGACUUUAUCACAUGGAAGCAGGUGGAGUGUCCUUUUGAGAAGGACAAGAAAAUCCAGAGCUACCUGCUCACAGCACCUAUUUAUAGUGAAGAAGCUUUGUUUAUUGCAUCAUUUGAAAGUGAAGGUCCAGAAAAUCAUAUGGAGAAAGACAGCUGGAAGACACUCAGGACAACUCUGCUCAACAGAGCCUGAGAUUUUGGACUUCUGCUCUGGAUUCUAAAGCACACACUAAAAAAAAACAUUGUUUUUAAAUCCUCGAAGACAUGAUUUGAAACAGGAAGGCCUCACUGGUUGGGGUCUGUUUUGUAGAUACAAUGCCUUUUAUGAAUUACAGAAGAAAAAAAAUGUGCUAAAUAUUUCACAUCAACCUUAAGGCACUUAAAAAAAUGAAGGAUUUUGUUUUUUAACUAUAAAAAGAAGAAGAAAAAUCAAGGGCCGGGCCCUGUUCUCAGAGAUGAAAUGGAUUGUAGGGAGUGGUAUCUAUGGUGGUGUCUUAUUGUGAUGACAUCCAGAUCUUUAUUUUCAUGUUCGGUUUCUUCCACCUAACACACGCACAGUCUCAGACGGGCUCAACAUUUUGCAGGUUUGGUUUCCGCUAUGCCUUGAUCCACCCAACGCUUCCUGAAAAUAAAUGUUGUCAUGUGGGGCUGAUGCGUUUGAAAUCAGCAAGGCUUCCACAGACCUAAAGAGGGACAAGCGCGUUUCCCAGAACAGGUGCAGGUUGACUAAGGACAGUAUAAGCACAGAGCCCUUGGUUGAACUAUAACCCUCAUUUGGGGCAUCUGAUAUUUUUGAAGAGCUUGCUUCUCCUGCUGCAUCACAGAAAACAGAAGGCAAAAAGCAGCUUCCAAGCCACACCUUGUUGCCCCCCCCUUUUCCAUCUAGUGAAGUAGGACUUUGCCUAUGAAAGCUCACACCGCAACAGAUCUAUGAGUUUCCAACAUGCCACAGGUUUCUUUGUUGCUUCUAUUGCAAUGGAUUCUACACUGCUACACUUCUGGAAUUUCUUCUCAAUGUUCUGGGUCCCCCCCCCCCUUUUUGUCUUUAUGCUGCUUUCCUGGCCUCAUUUACUUUGUGGAGCACUAGAAAAUUGUGCUCUUGGGGCCAAUUUAUACAGUCAACAGAGUCAAGCAGUAAAGCUUGGAGUGUACCGCUAUAGACAGAGGGGUGGUGUUGCUUUCAUGUGUGAAUGUUCAAAUAAAAGAAACAUACCUUGGAGAAGAUUUUUCUACCCAAUAUGCUAGAUUUCUACAUACAGUGCCUUGGAUCAUAAGAUACACUAAUGUAAGGGAGUUCAUGGAAGUCAAGUGUUCCUUCUCCUCCCCCUGCUUCUUUGAAGGAUCAGGGUUCCCUCCUGAAUAAUGUGAGAUGGGCUACUGCAGCCUCCCAAAUUGGACUUGGAGUUUACUUAAGUUCAUGGACGAAAAAUUUCCUGUCUCAUCCUCUCCCAACAGCUCCCUGCAACCCAUCCCAAAUAAUUUAGGAGGGCUCCCAAUCACCCAGAGAAGUGUCUUUUGUUUUUAAGAGGCCAAGAUUGCCGCGGGGCAGGGGGAAUGGUGGGAAACUUUCUUUCCAUGAACUUUCAUAAGUAAACCUCUCUUAGGAUCCAAGCCAAUUCUUUUGUUUUUCUGGAGAGCACACAAAAGCCUAUCCACCCCCACCUGUAGCGGUCCAGAUCAGGUCCAGCUUCACCAUUUAAUUCUGCCAGUUUUGUAAAGUUUGGUAUGAUUGGCAGACAGGCCGGUAGUCCCGCCCACCUGUCAGAGUUGGCCGAUGGAGGUGGGGGCAGGGCGGAGAAAGAUCUGGCCCACGAGGCCGAAAAGGUUCCCCCCACCCCUGGUGUAAAUAGACCCUCGACUGCAAGGAAACAGCGCGGGAGCCUCUGCGGUUCAGCACAAAGACUGUCUCCUUUAGUCUGGCCUUAAAAACCACUGUAGCAGCAUGGCUGCUCCCCUCUUACAUCAGAGAAUAGUGCCUUACAAGGUACUGAAAAUGUUUAGCGUACCUUCUUCUGCAACUCGGGUUGGAAGCAAGCAAAAUAAAAAUAUGGAUGUCUUUAAUAAUUAAAAAAAAACCAGCUACAGCUUUGUAAAUAAACUGGAAGAUAUGGCACAUGAACUAGAGUAUACCUACAGUAAUGGUGCAGCAGAACUUAUUUUUGUUACAAGGUUUGACAAGGUAAAAUAGGAUAAUUGCUAGAUCCUCCUUCAUCUUUCCUCCUCCCCUACCCCUCCUUUACUAGACCCAAGAAGUCUUUAGUUUACAUUUGUGUGUUUGUUUAUCAGGGAUUUUAAGAGAGGGAGAGUACAGUUGUCACAGUCUCAGCAAAAGAUUAACUGCCAAUGAUGUGUUGUCUUUUACAAACUAGCCUCUGACUAACAAAUCCUUAAAUUAGUCGGAGGAGGUCAACCAGAGUAUUGCAACACAUGGUUCAAGGUGGACUUUAUAAAAAGGCUUUGCUAAGUUAAGGUGAGCUCAAAGAUCAGGUAAAAUAUUAAAGCCAUUGGUAGCCAGUGUGGUGUCCUCUGGAAGCUGGUAUAUUGCACCUCCCAGCAGCCUCAGCUGACAAAGCCAAUGAUCAGGGAUAAUGGGAGCAACUUUUAGAGGACCACAUUGGUUAUUCCUGGGUUAAAACAUCCUGCAGUGAAUUUGAGAACAGUUUGCUGCUGCCAUGCAUUGCUCCUACUGGUAGGCCAGUUGACUAUCAAUAUUAGUUCAUGUCCCCUGACCUUAUGAUAACAUGUAAGAGCAAUUUACCCGAUUAAGUAACUUUUGUAGUUAUAACUGUUUAUAAUAUAUACAGUCAUGCUCAGAGUAGGCCCACUGAAAUCAAUGGAUAUGACUAAUUUGGCUCCAUCCACUUCAGUGGGUCUACUCAGACUGAUGCUGGAGACAACCCAAUAUAUGUAAUGUGAAGUCACCUUUUGAUACCUAACUCCUCCUGGGAUGAUGGAGCUUGUUGUAUAAUUAUUGGUGACAGUGGAACUUGUAAGAGGUUGUCAAGACAAACCACCACAUUCUGGUGCAAUCACAGCUGUGCAAGGCACAAUUUCAAAUUUAUAAGCAUUGCAAUGCCUCCCUUCUUAAUUUAUUAUAUUGCUUUGAGGAAACGUUUCCUACUCAUUAUAAAUCUCCUAUCAUGCUAUUUUGAUAUUUUCAUUUCUCAGAGCUACACUAUUUUCCCUGCUCCUUUGAAAGACUUCAAGCUGUCCUCACACACAAGCCACAUCACUUGAUUACUCAGGCGGCAGCUGAAUGUGUGAAUUGACUCCAAUAGAAGAGUAUUGCAUUUGAGGUGCUCACUUACAUGCAAAAUCAUGAUUUGAUGUUUCACUUUUCAAGUGCCGAACAUCCAUAUGCGAACCAGCCCAUAAGAGCAAAACCACCCCAUUUGGAACAAAUCCCUACAGACCAAGUUUAGGAGCAUAUUCCAAAACCAAUUAAGCUAGCCUAAUUUAACUUAUUUUUAAUUGUUCUUGAGUAUGUGGCUAAUUCACUGAUAAGAAUCAUUAGGCUUCAGAUUUCUCAGUUGCUUAAAAAUCUUGUUACUAUCCAGCUUUUUCCUAAUUAAUUUUUCAAUUAGACAAAAAACAAACACCAAGCACUGGAUUAAAAAUACUUGUUUUAAUUAAGUGAUAAUUAUAUAUUAUCAUGUACCUACUACUUUCUCGAGAACAAUUAAAUUAAGAACCCAUAGUGGGCCAAUUAAUAUACCAUAUUUGCAACACCUAAAAACAUAAAUGUGUGAAAAGAUCUUACUAUUCCACCCUACCCCUGUUUUCAAGUUAAUACAUGUUUCUCUGGGAAGAAAACUCAGUUUUAUUGAAAAAACAAAUAUGAUUUGCCAAAGCAUUUCACUGCCACCACAAAAAUUGUUCAGCGAAUAAGGCAAGACAAAUUAACUAAACAGAAGCAAUGGAACAGAUUUAUACACCUCAAAAGAGGAAACAGAAUAUUAUGUAUUAACAGAAAGAUGGCCCCACAAAGACAGAGACAGAAUUAGUGGCUUUGAUUAUUUGUGACCUGCUGCUAUCCCCCCCACCCCCCAAUGCUGAAGUAUUGAUCUUCAGCCCUAGAGGUAAGAGAAUAUUUAUACUGUAUUAUUACAGUGGGUUUUUUGCACUUUUGGAGAUGUCCUAGCUAGCAACAUUGUCAAACACUAUGAAAGGGAUUGUAUAUCAGCUUUGUUAAUGUAUUUGAAAUUUACAAAAGGAUGCUUUAAAUUUCAGAGAUAUAUAUUUGAAAUGCAGUUCUGGGACACUUUGUGUAUACAUAUUUAAGAAGACAGAAAAAGCUUUUACAUGAAUGUGCACUCCAGUGGUCAAUUGGUUCUAGUAUAUAUACUUGAAAAAGUGCCAUUUCUAUAUGGCUUUCUAUUAUUAUUAUUAUUAUAUUCUUUUCCUUUGGUUUGAUACAUUCCUUCGCCAUCCGUGUUUUUGUUAUUCUGAGCUGAAUUGCUACAUAUAAAGCUGUACCAUAAAGCAGGAUAUUCUGUGUUUGACUAGAUGUGCUUGCAUUAAUAAAAUCAGAAUUGCUUCAACCAGG